AUGGAGACUCAUGGACGUGAGUCAAUUGCUGCCAAACUUGUUGCAAACUUGAUUACAGAAGUAGGUGCUAGUCGUGUUCUUUCUUGCGACCUUCAUUCAAGAUAGGCAUUGGGAUAUUUCAAUAUUUUUGUUGAUCAUGUAUUUGGGCGGCCUGUGAUUCUUGAUUAUCUGGCGAGCAAAAAAAUCUCUCCAAUAGACUUGGUAGUUGUUUCUCCUGAUAUUGUUGGGGGUGUUGUCCGAGCACGUGGUUUUGCCAAGAAGAUAAAUGAUGCUCCUUUAGCUAUCAUAGAUAAAAGGAGGCAAGGGCACAACACAUCAGAGGUAAUGAAUUUGAUUGGCGAUGCCCUAAAGGGGAAAGUUGCUGUUUUGGUGGAUGACAUGAUUGACGCAGCUGGUACUAUCACUAAUGCUGCAGCUGUACUACAGAAGGGAGGAGCUAAUGCAGUUUUUGCAUGUUGUACUACUACUGCUGUUUUUAGGUAA
Asparagus officinalis (garden asparagus) is the source of this 483-nucleotide messenger RNA. RefSeq names its product ribose-phosphate pyrophosphokinase 1-like. Gene Ontology annotation, cellular component: ribose phosphate diphosphokinase complex; cytoplasm. NCBI's taxonomy places the organism in Eukaryota, Viridiplantae, Streptophyta, Magnoliopsida, Asparagales, Asparagaceae. Gene Ontology annotation, biological process: 5-phosphoribose 1-diphosphate biosynthetic process; purine nucleotide biosynthetic process. The record is from RefSeq and is a predicted model, not a curated record. Gene Ontology annotation, molecular function: magnesium ion binding; ribose phosphate diphosphokinase activity.